Molecule: messenger RNA, 5143 nt
Organism: Patella vulgata (common limpet)
Lineage: Eukaryota; Metazoa; Mollusca; Gastropoda; Patellidae
Product: high affinity cGMP-specific 3',5'-cyclic phosphodiesterase 9A
Exons: 13
Coding region: 334-1920 (528 amino acids)
Biological process (GO): cGMP catabolic process
Molecular function (GO): 3',5'-cyclic-GMP phosphodiesterase activity
Source: RefSeq, a predicted model, not a curated record
UUUCGUGGCUCGGCUGGAUUGUUAUUAUGCUCAUUCGACUGAAUUCGUCUUCUGCUGUUGUGUCUUUUUCUUAACCGGUAUCAAUUAUUUGAUAAAUAUCUAAUAUUCUAAGCGAUUGGCGAGAGAACUUCGAGAUGUAAGUGAGGUUUUAUAGUCAGAAAAUCGUUGCCAAGGUAGGCAGCUAUUCCCGCACGAACUUCCUUCAAUAGCCGACUGUGAAUGUGGAAGGUGCACACAGCAAAUUGUGAGUAACUGAAUGUAAUAGGAUGUACGGCUGAACUUUGUGUUUUUCACAUGGAAUUUUGUCAUGACACUAUAUGAGUUUAGAAUAUAAUGUGUAGGAUGGCAACAAAAAUUGUAUAUUUUGAAGUCAGUGGCAGACACGAGCAAGCGGAAUUUAGCUGUUGUGAUGACGCUGAAGACUUGAGAGAAACAUUUCGUGCCGCAGCUGAAGCCAGUUCUAACGAUAUAUUAAAACUUUACAAUCCUAAAGGCAACCUCAUCAAUAUUUCUACAAACCUAACUUCUAAUUCACCUGAAACACGCUAUAAACUAGAAGUUGUUGCUGCACACUGUGAUGAUAAAGUGGACACAGCCGCAUUUGCAGCAAGAUUAGGAUUUGACAUGAGUGCAAUAGAAAACAGAUUACAAGCCUUGGAACAAAAGGUAUUUACUGAUGGGGGUGAUUUACCUGCUGAUGUUAAUGAAAUGAGGGAAAAAAUAGAUAACUUUAAAACCAAAUUAGAGGGUGUUGAACACCUGAGUUGGUUAGGAUUAUUUAAAGAUAUAUCAAGUGGUACUUCAUUACAACCAUUUUGGGACAGGCAGAAGUCACUCAAGAAAAGUGAAGAACACAAUAGACGGGUAUUUGAUAAAUUUAUGAAAAUGAGUCAAGUUCAAGUUACAGAUGAAGUAAGGGAUUAUUUACGGAAACCUACUUUUGAUAAUUGGCAAUGGGAUGAUCCUGAAAUGCUGAUAUUAUUGCGCCAAAUGUACAUAGAUUUAGGAUUUCUAACAAAAUUUAACAUUGAAUUACCAGUAUUACAUCAAUGGCUAUAUGAAAUAUACAAAAAUUAUAAUGGAGUGCCUUUUCACAAUUUUAAACAUUGUUUUAUGGUGGCACAAAUGAUGUAUGGUCUAACUUGGUUAAUUGAUCUGCCAUCGAUAUUAGAUGAUCUGGAUGUUCUUAUUUUAAUUACCUCAGCUAUUUGUCAUGAUCUUGAUCAUCCUGGCUACAAUAAUGCUUAUCAGAUAAAUGCUCGAACAGAUCUCGCCUUAAGAUAUAAUGACAUAUCACCAUUAGAAAAUCACCAUUGUUCAGUAGCUUUUGAAAUUUUAGAGAAGAAACACUGUAACAUUUUCCGUAAUCUUACAUUAGAUCAAUUUAAACGAGUUAGAGAGGGUAUGAUCAGGUGCAUUUUGGCCACAGAUAUGGCAAAACAUAAUGAAAUAUUGCAUUCAUUUAAAGGUGUUUUACCUAACUUUAAUCCUCAGGACAAGGAACAACGCUCAGUGUUGGAAAUGAUUCUCAUGAAAGUUUCUGAUAUAUCUAACGAGGCCCGUCCUUUAGAUGUAGCAGCACCUUGGGUAGACUGCCUUCUACAGGAAUUCUUUAAUCAGAGUGACUUAGAGAAGUUAGAAGGGUUACCAGUAGCACCAUUCAUGGAUCGUGAUAAAGUGACUAAACCUACAUCACAGAUAGGUUUUAUAAAGUUUGUUUUACUGCCAUUGUUUGAAACACUAGGACAACUGUUCCCUAUAGUAGAGAAUGACAUUAUAAAACCAGUAAGAACAGCACUUCAGUACUAUACAGACAUGCAAAAAGCAUUAGAUGAGGAAAAAAAGAAAAAAGAAGGAACAAAUGAUAAGUCGAAACAAAAUGGUAUUACUAACAAUAAUCAAACAAAGCUCAGUGUUUAGUAGAUAGAUAAUACUGAUAUAUAAUUUCAUGAUAUAUACUUCUGUGUUACGGUGUUCCCAAUAAUUGACAGAAGUCUUAUAUAUGACUAUUAUGUAUGUAUGUGCUUGCUGAAAGUUUAUUUAACAUAAUACAGACAUCACACAUAGACAAAUAGUGAUUCUUUAAAGGAGCUUGAAACUUUAAAAAAAAAAAUGACUCUGAUGUAUUUAGUUACACAGUGCUGUUAGUGAUUAAAAAUGAAUCAUGUUCUAUAUGUACAGUUGUGGACAGCUAGAAGACAUUGGAUGGGUGUUAAUGCUAUAAUAAAGUUUGUGUGAUAACUUCAUGCUGCAAGAUCUAUGUGGGCAUAAAAAGAACAGUUGUUUCCAGGUGACGACAUAAUUCUCAAAAUCAUAUUCAGUGAUUUAUAGAUUCAAAUCCCUUUCAGCUAUUCUCGUUGUUAUGUCAUAGGAAAACACUUCUAUUAUUACCAUGUUUUGAUAUAAAAUUUGUUAAGUGUAACUUCAAUUUUGAGUAUUUUGAAGUGAUUCAUGAUUUUUAAUGGUGUUUUUUUCCAGUGCUACUGACAACAAUAUAACUUUUUAGAAGAGUGCUUGAAUUAUGCAUAUCUAUAUAUAUGGUUCCCUUUAAUGCAUGUUUAAAUAAGAUUAUUUAUUGGUCUUUGUGAUUAAAUUUCAUACCCUUAGAAUACACUUUGUUCAUGAUGAGAUGAUAUCAAACCAUCUCUAAUAAGCAUUUAACAUGUUGAUAUUUCUAUAUACUGUAACCAAAGAAAUAUUUAUUGCUCAAUCCUUAAUCUGUUCUCAAAUCAGAUCUUAUAUAAUUACCUAAACUAAUCUAGUGGUAAAUUACAAUUAAAAUCAUAUAAAUAAGGUAUAAGAAAACAUUAGAAAUAAGACAGUGAACAUUUAGAUACUAAACACUGAAAACAAAAUGAAAACUACAAAAUAUUUUUUUAAAUUUUCAUAAAACAAUAUUAAUAUGAAUGGUAAAAGAAAUUACUUUUAGAUGUAUGAGAUUGUUUCUUUUGGUCUGUGUUUGUUUGUUGUUUUAUAAAUUGUAUAUGUGAUCUGUUUAUGUGAAACACCUAAAAAAAAUAUUUUGAUUAUAAGGAAAUAUACUAUUUUUAAAAAUUGAUAAAGAAAAAACAAAUUGAUUUGUUAGUGGCUGUUUUCUGUUUUUCCCGUUUUAAUUUAUUUAAAGGUAUGGAUGUAUGUUACAAAUUUGAGCUGUUAUGCAUAUUAAAGUAACAAGGAUUCACUGUAAAUUUUUAUAAAUUCACAAAAUAUAUUAUUUUUUUGUAAAAUGUUUAAAUGUAUUAGAAUACAACAUCGUUAACCUCUAAAGUUGUCCCAGAUGGGAGGAAUUUUCACAUUAAAUUUGUAUAAUCUGAAAUUUGAUGUGACUGAAUAUCAGGUCUUUAAAAAAUGUUAUGUUAUUGUUUGACCUCGCAGGGUUUAGAGUUAACCUUGAUAGUAAAAAGUUAAUUUCAUUGUGUUCUGUGCCAUUUCACGAGAUUCAUACAAAGAUAUUUCUGUAUAUAAUCCUUUCAAUUUUGGUGAAAAGAUGAAUGACAUUAGCAUGGCAUGGUUUUGUUAAAUAUAUUUGGCAAGUUCUGCUAAAACCUGUAGACUUUUUAGUCCCACUAACAGUAUUCAACAACGCAAAUUGUAUAUAUUAUUAUAAGUUUAGUUAUUUUAUUUUUAAUAUGAUGAUGAUAAUCAAUAAUUUGUAUAUUUAUGGUUGUGUGAAAUUGGAAAAAAAUCAUAAGAUUUAUAUAUAUAUAAGGGUAGAUCAUAAUAACAUGUAUCCAUAGGUGAAUAAUAUAAGUAUUUUUUGUCAUAGAAGAAUUUAUUCAUAAUUUUUCACUAGAAAUAAUUUAUAUAUAUUAUAAAUAUAUGUGGACGGAGACCACAAGAGAAGCAAAUGGCUGUGUAUUUUAGUAUAAUAAUAGAUGUAAAUAAUAUUUAGAACGAAAAUCAUAAUUGUAUUGUUUAAAAAAAAAAAAGAUUAAUUAGUUUAUCAUAUUUUACUUUUUAUUGUCUCAGACACAAUUUUUCAAUUUGUGCACAAAAUGCAAUUUGUUUUUUACUCUAACCUAUUUUAUACUAUAAAUUAUUAGACAUAUUUUAGUAGAGAUAAUACCUCAUGAUAGAGAGCACUCAUUUUCAUGAUUUUGUAAAAUAUGUUAUCAGUAAUUUUUAAAUUGUAUUUUGAAUAAUUUAAAAAUGAGCAUCACUUUCCUUCAUUUCUACCCAAGCUUAAAUAAAUUGCAUUUGAUUUUAAGUCAUCAAGAUCAGAUCUAGAUCUGUACUUGGUGUUCAAUGUUCAGGUUAUCUACACAGAAUAAAAAUACAUGUACACAAAUAAGGUAAAUGUGAAAAGUAUACUCAGGAACUGUACAUUACCAUUACAUACAUACUAGAUAAAGGUACAUGUAAAUGGAACUUGAUUAGAUAUUCAUCAACAUACUGGUUUCUUUACAGCUAGUUCUUUUUAUUUUUUAGCCGUGAAAUAUAUAUUGGGGGGUCGGGGGGUCUUCAACCCUAACCCUAACACUAUUUUAAAACCCCUAAAAAAUAUAAACAAACACCAUGUGGCCAUGCUGUCUACACAACUGUUUGCUGAUUGACCCACCGCGUGCAAAGUAUUAUGGCUACGUGGCUGGCUGAGCGGGCGAUAAAUAUUUGGUUUAGGCGAAAAUGUUUUUGGGUACCUACAUGCGUUUCAAGGAUGAUUCUCUCUGUGUUUUAUUUUAGCAAUGUAAACCAUAUUGGGAUAUGUACAGGUUUUAUACAGAUAGAAUCUUAACUAACCCUAAUAAUUGUUGUAAAUAAAUAGGAGUCAGGGUCUACUAUGUAAAAAAAAAUUUUUUGGGGGGGGGUUCCAAGUAUAUUCUGAACAAUUAUUUUUACAAAUAAGUAGAUAAUCAUAUUAAAUAGAUUUUUUAGGCAAAAUAUUUUAGGAAUCUAGGCUGAAAAUCAUGGGUGUAAUCAUGCAAAGCAUGAAGACAAUCUUCUCUUUAUAAACAAAAUAUUCUAAGAUUAUAUGAUCAGGCAUAGAGGCAUUUUCAGGAAAAAAUAGUAACUUAGCUUAUACCCAAUAUAAAAUAUAAAGAAGUUGUGAUGUACAUUUGAAUCUCAUUUAAAUGUUCUAUAUUUUCUGAAUAUGAAAAUCAUUUAAUGUAUAAAAUCAUUUGACAAAAAGAAAAAUAAUCUGUUA